Molecule: messenger RNA, 2469 nt
Organism: Aspergillus costaricaensis CBS 115574
Lineage: Eukaryota; Fungi; Ascomycota; Eurotiomycetes; Eurotiales; Aspergillaceae
Exons: 9
Coding region: 1-2469 (822 amino acids)
Biological process (GO): dTMP biosynthetic process
Cellular component (GO): cytosol
Molecular function (GO): tRNA-guanosine(34) queuine transglycosylase activity; thymidylate synthase activity
Source: RefSeq, a predicted model, not a curated record
AUGUCGACUGCCACGACCACCACUCCUACGCGCAAACCCAUGCCCUCGGCAUUGACCUUUGAUUUACAUGCUAAGUGUUCAACAACAAAAGCACGCGCCAGUACCCUCCGCCUCCCCCAUGGCGAUGUCCCCCUCCCUAUCUUCAUGCCCGUCGCGACCCAGGCCUCCCUGAAGGGCUUGACGUACGACCAGCUCCGCCAGACGGGCUGUCAGCUCUGUCUGAAUAAUACCUACCACCUUGGAUUGAAACCCGGCCAGGCGGUGCUGGAUGCCGUAGGCGGGGCGCAUAAGUUGCAGGGAUGGGAUCGGAAUAUUCUUACGGAUAGUGGAGGAUUCCAAAUGGUGUCCUUGCUUAAACUUGCCACUGUUACGGAGGAGGGUGUACGGUUUUUGAGUCCUCAUGAUGGCACACCGAUGCUGCUCACCCCCGAACAUUCCAUCUCGUUACAGAAUUCGAUCGGAUCCGAUAUUAUCAUGCAAUUGGACGACGUGAUUGCAACCACUUCGCCGGACCAGGCGAGAAUUCACGAAGCCAUGGAGCGUUCCGUUCGCUGGUUGGAUCGUUGUAUCGAUGCACACAAGUACCCGGAGAGACAGAAUCUGUUUUGCAUUAUCCAGGGUGGACUGGAUUUGGAGAUGCGGAAACAAUGCUGCGAAGAGAUGGUGGCGCGAGAUACACCGGGUAUCGCCAUUGGUGGUCUUUCUGGUGGUGAGGCGAAGGAGGACUUUUGCAGGGUGGUGGAUACUUGCACGGGACUGCUUCCGGAGAAGAAGCCGCGAUAUGUGAUGGGAGUGGGCUAUCCGGAGGACUUGAUCAUGGGAGUUGCGCUCGGCGCAGACAUGUUUGAUUGUGUCUGGCCGACACGGACGGCUCGCUUCGGCAACGCUGUGGUCCCGACAGGAACAUUGAACCUGCGCCACCGGUCUUUCGCAGAGGACUUCCGGCCGGUGCAGGAGGGCUGCACCUGCAGCAUCUGUCUCCCGAAGGAGCAGGGUGGACUGGGCAUUACGCGGGCAUACCUGCACCAUUUGGCGGCGAAGGAAACAGUAGGAGCGCAUCUGCUUACGAUGCACAACGUGCACUAUCUGCUGUCGCUGAUGGGAUCGGCGCGACAGGCCAUCAUAGAAGACCGGUUCCCGGCGUUUUUGCGCGACUUCUUUGGGAAGUUGUAUGGAGAGAAGACGAAUUACCCGGAGUGGAUCUAUACAUCGUACCUCCGAGAUCGGAUAUUACAUCCGACGACACGGUCACAUGACUACGUGGCGCGUCGCGGGCGCGUCAAUCCCAGCAUUUACUCCUCCAUCCCACUUCACCCCAGACACGAUUUACAAAUCACUUAUACCCCAUAUCAAGAUACCACAACACACAAAACACCAAGAAACAGCCACCACAGAGAAAUAUACAAAAUGGCCCCCUCAGCCGAGACCCUCCCCAUCCAGGAGUCAACUCCCCAACCCACAACCACCACCACCACCACUCCCCAGCCCAUUCCCCACGACCCAACUCACGAAGAACACCAAUACCUGAACCUAAUCCGCCGCAUCCUCGCGGAAGGCGAGCACCGCCCGGACCGCACCGGCACAGGCACACGCUCGAUCUUCGCCCCUCCACAGAUGCGCUUCUCUCUCUCCAAACCCUCCACCACCUCAGAAGAAGAACCCUACACCCCAAUCCUCCCCCUCCUAACCACCAAACGGGUCUUCCUGCGCGCCGUCCUCGCCGAACUCCUCUGGUUCAUCUCGGGCACGACCUCCUCCGUACCCCUCAGCGAAGCCGGGAUCAAAAUCUGGGACGGCAACGGCUCACGCGAAUACCUCGACAAAGUCGGUCUCUCGCACCGGGAAGUCGGCGACCUAGGUCCCGUGUACGGCUUCCAAUGGAGACAUUUCGGGGCGGAAUACGUCGACGCUAAGACAGAUUAUACCGGUCAGGGCGUGGAUCAGUUAGCUGAGGUGGUCAAGAAGUUGAAGGAGAACCCGUUCGAUCGGAGGAUUAUUAUGUCGGCGUGGAAUCCGAAGGAUAUGAGGAUUAUGGCUCUGCCGCCUUGUCAUAUGUUUGCGCAGUUUUAUGUUAGGUUUCCGGAUGCGAAGAGGGAUGCAGAUGGGGUGGUUAGGGAUGGGGAGUGGGGGAAGGGCCAUUUGGAUUGUUUGUUGUAUCAGAGAAGUGCGGAUAUGGGGCUUGGUGUGCCGUUUAAUAUUGCUUCUUAUGCGUUGUUGACGCAUUUGUUGGCCCAUGCGGUUGAUAUGGUUCCUGGGACGUUGGUGCAUACCUUGGGUGAUGCUCAUGUUUAUUUGGAUCAUGUGGAGGCGUUGAAGGAGCAGAUUGAACGUGAGCCGGUGGCGUUUCCGGAGGUGAGGAUUAAGAGGGACGAUAGGGGUAGUGGGGUUGUGGAUGGGUGGAAGGAGGAGGAGUUUGAGGUCGUUGGGUAUAAGCCGCAUAAGGCGAUUAAGAUGAAGAUGAGCGUUUAG